AUGCAGGGUAGGAUCCGUACAAGGAGGACUGCAUCUUCAGAACCACUCCUUGUUGAUCCCGAGAUAGAGAAAACUGCCCGUAGAAGCAAUAGUGCCACAAGGAGAAGACGAGCUCAAGCACAACAAGUUGUCCAUCACUCUUCUGCUUCAGACACUCUUUCAUCUACUUCUCAGAAUCCUGAUCCUUUGCCAGAAGAAGAAAUGGCAGACAACCCUCAUGGUGAUGGUAGAGGUCGUGAAAGACGCACUUUGGAAGAUUAUGCAGCGUUCACAGACCAUGUUAACUUCAACAGUAUUGCUAGGCCAACUGUCAAUGCCACCAACAUGGAGAUGAAGCCAACUCUUAUUCAUCUGGUGCAGAGUAAUCAGUUCAAUGGCCUGUCUCAUGAGAAUCCCUACACUCAUCUGACCACAUUCUUGGAGAUAUGCAAUACUGUGAAGAUCCAUCAAGUUCCUGAUGAAGCCAUACGCCUGAGUCUCUUCUCGUUCUCACUAGCAGGACCUGCAAAAGCUUGGUUGAAUUCCUUUCCUGAAAAUAGCCUCACUAACUGGGAUGAUGUGGUUGCAAAGUUCUUGAGCAAAUAUUUUCCCCAGUCCAAGGUUAACAAGGGAAAGCAGGAAAUCUCGGCAUUUCAACAAGAUAUGGAUGAGUCAUUGGGCCAAGCAUGGGAUAGAUUCAAGGGACUGUUGAGGAAGACUCCCAUUCAUGGGUUUGAUCAACCUACACAGCUCACUCUUUUCUUGGCAGGACUUAAAUCCCAGUCAAAGCUUAUGUUGGAUGCCUCUGCCGGUGGGAGUAUCAAGUGGAAGACGCCAGAGGAAGCUUAUGAGUUAAUAGAGAAUAUGGCAGCUAAUGAUAAUGAAGCCUAUACUGAGAGAACCCAUUCUCAAAAGAAGGGUAUUCUAGAGCUUCAAUCUCAAGAUGCUCUAUUGGCUCAAAACAAGAUUAUGACUCAGCAGCUGGAGACCCUGAUGAAGAAAUUGUCACAACUUCCUCAAGAGCUUCAAAAUGCCUCUGUAGCUCAACUCCAACAAGUGCAAAGUUGUGAGUUAUGUGGAGGAAACCAUACCAAUGGGCAAUGUGCUAUGUCAAGCACAUCUCAAGAGGAAGUUAGUUAUAUGGGCAAUCAAGGCCGAUUAGGGAACUAUAAUCAAGGAUGGAAACUUCACCAAAACAUGGGCCAAACAGGACCUUCCAAUAGGCCCCCACAUCAACAAACUUACCAACAUCCCUCUUUAACUGACAGAACCUCAAAGCUUGAGGACAUGAUGCAACAGUUCUUGCAAAUGUCAAUUCAAAAUCAAAAGAACACUGAUGCAUCAAUAAAAAACUUGGAGGUGCAAGUGGGGCAAUUAGCCAAGCAAUUGGCUGAUCAACGAGGAAGUUCUUUUUCCGCCAACACCGAAGCCAACCCCAAAGAGCAAUGUAAGGCCAUCUUCACUCGAAGUGGAAAGGAGGUUGGGCUAGAGGAGGAAGUUAAUAAAAGAGAGGAAAAUGAAAAAGAGAAAAAGAAAAAAGAGAAAGUUGUUGUGAAACCCCUUCCCUAUCCUCAAAAUCCUUCAAGAAAAGAGAAAGAGAGACAGUUAGCUCGGUUCAAAGACAUAUUCAAGCAGUUUGAGAUCAAGAUUCCCUUUUCUGAAGCACUGCAACAAAUAUCCUCUUAUGCAAAGUUCAUGAAGGAAUUCCUUGGCAAAAAGAAGAAGUACAUAGAAGAGGAAACUAUUGAAGUGCAAGGGAAUUGUAGUGCCAUAAUUCAGAAAAAUCUUCCUCCAAAAUUCAAGGAUCCGGGUAGCUUCACCAUCCCCUGCACCAUUGGAAAUCAAGAUAUGGGAAAAGCUCUUGUUGACUUAGGGGCUAGCAUUAAUUUGAUGCCCCUAUCUAUGCUUAGAAAGAUUGGUGGUCUCGAAGCCAAGCCAACAAGGAUGACCUUGCAACUAGCAGAUAACUCAAUCAAAUACCCUUAUGGCGUGGUGGAAGAUGUGGUGGUGCAGAUAGAUAAGCUCAAGUUCUCGGUUGAUUUUGUGGUGAUGGAAAUGGAGAAAGAUGAAGGGGUACCACUCAUUCUUGGGAGGCCAUUCAUGAAGACAGCCAAGGUUGUCAUCAAUGUGGAUGAGGGAACGCUGAAAUUGAAGGACCAAGAUGAGGAAGUGAAUUUCAACGUUUUUGAAGCUGUGCAAGAAUCAACUGAUGAAGAAACUAGUCUUAAGGCCAUCAAUGAAGUCUUAUCUGUGACUAGUAGACCGUGGCAAGCUUCUAAGUUGCUUGGAAAGUGCUCAAAUUGUUUCUCUGCAAAAGUGAAUGAAGAGAGGGAAGAGAAAGAUGAUGCUCUAGUUCACCACCACUCUUUGAUGGGGACUAAUGGACUUAAACCUGGCCAACCAAUUGUGAUGAGAAAGGAACAUUUGAAGAUUUCUCCUAGAAGAUUCAAGUCAAAUUGGGCAAGGCUGUGGGUUAUUAGAGACAUCAAAGUUGAUGGAAGAAUUGAAAUUGAAGCUCCUUAUUCUAGAAGAACUAAAUUGGUGACUAGUGAUCAAUUGAAGUUGUAUAGGUGUGAGGUUGGGAAGGAGCACACCAAAAGCAACAACCAAGCUUAA
This is a messenger RNA of Vigna unguiculata (cowpea), 2595 nucleotides long. RefSeq lists its product as uncharacterized. The record is from RefSeq and is a predicted model, not a curated record. Lineage: Eukaryota; Viridiplantae; Streptophyta; Magnoliopsida; Fabales; Fabaceae.